AAGAAAAUUAUCACGUUGGGCUGAUUCGAUAGACAUACGUGGCGGAUAUCUAGAGAGAGGAGAAGAACAUAGUUUCGUCGUUCGUCAAUGGAGAUCUCUGCUGCGUCUGCUUCUCUAACUUUUUCUGGACUCGUUCCUCGUCUUCUUCCUCCUUUGGUCUAUCCUCAAGCUCGAAGUGCACCGUUGCUGUCUUCUUCUGUUAAACUCAUUUCUUCUCACAGACGUAUAGCUCCGUCUCCGUGUCUCGCCGACCAGUCUGCUUCCACCGGGGUCAAUGUUGUUGAUUCGGAUCCCAUUGAUGCUGUUAAGAGGAAAGCUAUGGACAUAUCCCCUCAACUCAAAGGAGCUUCAAUAUUUCUGGUUGGGGUUAAUAACCACAUUAAAACCAACUUGGGCAAGCUUUUGGCUGAGUCAUUACGAUAUUACUACUUUGAUAGUGAUAAUUUGAUCGCAGAGGCGGCUGGUGGAAAUGCAUCCGUUCAAUCUUUAAAGGAAGCCGAUGAGAAAUCUUUUAUGGAAUCAGAGAUUGAAGUGCUGAAGCAGCUAUCAUCUAUGGGUCGGCUUGUAGUUUGCGCUGGAGAUGGUGCAGUCCAGAGCUUGACAAAUCUUGCGCUUCUAAGACACGGGAUCUCCAUAUGGAUCGAUGUUCCUCUGGAAAUCGCAGCUAAAGGAGAUGCUCCCUUCAGCUCAGAACCGUCCCCUGAGUUGUUUGACGCAUUGAAAGCGAGUUACGAAAAAUCAAGAAAGGGUUACGAUACAGCAGAUGCAGUUAUUUCCCUUGAAAGAAUAGCUACAAAGCUGGGAUGUGAAGACUUGGAAACAGUAACUUCUGAAGAGCUUGCUUUGGAGGUCCUGAAAGAAAUAGAGAAGUUGACGAGAGUGAAGAAAAUGAUGGAAGAAGCUUCUCGGCCUUUCUAGAUGCUGCACGCAUUGGAUGGAGGAGAAACAUCUGACGUCUCUAUCACGUGAGAUCACGUGUUUGGCUUAUUCUAUCUGAUCCACUAGUAAGUGGGCCUAAUAAUAUCUGCGGCCCACUAAGGGAUAAGAGCGUGAAACAGAGAAAGUGCAAAAACAAAAGCUCAUCUCAGUUCCCAACAGCUUUCUUGUCUCGUCGUCCUUUUUAUAAAAAAAAAAAACAUAUUUUUGUGUCUG
Molecule: messenger RNA, 1152 nt
Organism: Brassica oleracea var. oleracea
Lineage: Eukaryota; Viridiplantae; Streptophyta; Magnoliopsida; Brassicales; Brassicaceae
Product: probable inactive shikimate kinase like 1, chloroplastic
Exons: 11
Coding region: 88-918 (276 amino acids)
Cellular component (GO): chloroplast
Source: RefSeq, a predicted model, not a curated record